This is a messenger RNA of Cucumis melo (muskmelon), 1637 nucleotides long. Its product is annotated as inositol 3-kinase. The record is from RefSeq and is a predicted model, not a curated record. NCBI's taxonomy places the organism in Eukaryota, Viridiplantae, Streptophyta, Magnoliopsida, Cucurbitales, Cucurbitaceae. The coding region runs from base 312 to 1376 and encodes 354 amino acids. Gene Ontology annotation, molecular function: kinase activity. The transcript is spliced from 2 exons. Gene Ontology annotation, biological process: myo-inositol hexakisphosphate biosynthetic process.
AAAAAAAAAAAAAGUUCAAAUUAAAACCUUUUCAUAAAACCCUUUAGAAUCCAAAUCUCUCACCGGCGCGCGUCGCCAUUCUCUGCCACCACCACUCUCUCCGUCUUACACGACUCUCUUUUUUCCUGUCCUCAAAUUCAGUUUCCUUCAUUUUUCACGUUACAAAUCUCUUUCAUUUUCUCCUUCAAAUUCCUCCUUCAAUGGCGGCUUAGUCCCUUUUCUUUCCUGUUUCCACCCAUGAUCCCAAUUACCCACCGGCAAAUUCUUCUCUUUUCUUCAAUUUCUCUCUUUCUUCUCUUCACAACCCCCAAAUGGUGAGCGAUUCCAAAGACCUACCUCCCAAUUUCCCUCCUCGUGCUCUGAUUGUUGGUAAUUUCUGCCAUGAUUUCCUUAUUCGUGAUGCCCAUGUCGUCACCGAGUCCCUUGGUGGCGCCGCUUCCUUUAUUUCCACGGUUUUUGAUGGUUUAUCGGUUCCUUAUCUUACUGUUUCGAAGGUAGGGGAGGAUUUCGCUUACUCGACGAAUCAGAGUCCGAUUGUUGUGUCGAAUUCGAAGACGACUGCUUUUCGUGCGUUUUUUGAUUCUUCAAUCUCUGGUGAUGGACGUAGAGAUCGGAUUCUAAAAAGGGUUGCGGCUUGUUCUCCGAUUUUGCCGUCUGAUCUCCCUGAUUUUAGAUUUGAUUUUGGAAUGGCGGUUGGAGUUGGUGGGGAGGUUGUUCCUGAGACGCUUGAGCGGAUGAUUGAGAUUUGUGAUGCUGUGUUUGUUGAUGUUCAAUCCUUGAUUCGAGUUUUUGAUGAAAUUGAUGGGACUGUGGAGCAUGUGAAUUUGAAGGAGAGUGGUUUCUUCCAUUUGUUGUCUCGAAUUGGGUUUUUGAAGGCCUCUGCUGAAGAAGCUCCAUUUAUGGAUGUUGAAGAGGUACGGAAGCUUUGCCCUGUUGUUGUGACGAAUGGGAAAGAAGGCUGUACGUUGUACUCGAAUGGCAGCCAGUUGCAGAUUGCUCCCUUCACGGCGAAUCAGGUCGAUCCUACCGGUGCUGGCGACAGUUUCUUGGGUGGUUUUGCGGCAGGGUUCACGGCUGGAUUGGCUGUGCCGGAUGCUGCAUUGCUUGGGAAUUUGUUUGGAUCUCUUACAGUCUCCCAAGUUGGCUUGCCCCAUUUUGAAUCCAGAAUCUUGCAGAGAAUUAAGGACGAGGUAGAGAGAAGAAAGGUGCAGUGCAUGGACUUGUGCGACCCGGGAGAGAGCAAGUCAAUCCAUCGGAUGCCAGAAGGACACGAACAGUUCCAAAAGUUGCUUGGGACAGUCAGAUCGGAAUGCCAAUUGAGUCUGCCAGCUUCUCCCAUAGCAGUGGAACAAGUAAAUGGGCACUACAAUAGUUAAUAUGAGGAGCAAAUUAGGAAACCAGCUGAAAUUUUCUCACCAAAAUAUCUUAAAGCAAAAUAACUUUGUAACUUCGUUUUAAUCAUGCAACUUUGGUUAACAAAUAGAGAGAUCCAUCCAUAGCUUAUGUUAAUACUUAUAUCAGUGAAUCUGCGAUCCUUCAAUCAAGCACAAAAAAAGUGGAUAAACCAAGUCAUCUACUUGAAAAUAGUGAAAACAAAAUCCGUGGACGUUAUCAAACGGGUCAUAUGUUUCUUUUUA